This is a messenger RNA of Phoenix dactylifera (date palm), 3004 nucleotides long. The record is from RefSeq and is a predicted model, not a curated record. NCBI's taxonomy places the organism in Eukaryota, Viridiplantae, Streptophyta, Magnoliopsida, Arecales, Arecaceae.
UUUUUUUUGGUAGAUUCUUCUUUUCACUAUUUCUUUUGCAAUAAAAUGCUUUGCCAAAUACCAUGAAAAUAGUAUUUUUGAGGGCUUUUGAUUUCAACUUUGUCCAGAGUUGGUUGUUUAUAUUCUGUCCAUCUUUUUCUCUGAAAAUGCACAAUCUCUCUCCCCCUCCUCCUCCUCCUCCUCCUUUAUCUUCUUUGUGUUCUUCUUCCAUGUGAAAGGGGGUUGUUUCUGGGUUUGAAAUGGCUGGUAAGGAAAAUCUCUCCUUAAAUAGUAAUAUAGUUGUUUCUGAAUCAGGUUCAAGAUUCGAAUUUGAAUAUGAAUGUCUAUCUUUAGUGUUCUCUAUCAUGUUCUAUGGGUUUCGGUCUUUGUUCUUCAAUUUUACAAAAUAAUUUGUGGUUAAAACAGGCUUUGGGGAAUAUGACUUUAGUCAUAAAAUAUAGCCAAGAUUUAGUACUGUUUUUGACUUGUGGAUUUGUCAAUUAAGAGGGCAGGUGUUUACCGAAAAAUAUUACUAGAAAAGGUAAUAUAGUAAGUAGGAAGAUUUAGAUUCUGUCAUCUUUUCCUGGAGUUCUCAACAAUUAAUGAAUUUUCAGAAUUUCUUUUGUUUAUUCUUCUUUUCUGCCCUAGUUUCUAGUUAUAUGGCUUGAUGGAUUUCCACAAAAAGUUGUUUAAACUUGGAUGUUUUACUCAUAUUUCUUUCUUUUAUCAUGCAGAGGCUAAAUAUUAUGGUUUGGAUUUCUCUGAAUUGACAAAGAUCAUCUCCAGUAGAAUUCAAAAGCUCGAGCCAGACAAUGCUGUUAAGAUCAUGGGAUGCAUCCUCCUGAAGGAACCUGGGGAGCAAGAAAUGGUGCAGUUAGCAAUUGUCCAUGAGAACAUAUUGCUAUCCAAAAUAAAUGAUGCCAGGGCCAUGCUCAGAAUGCUAUUCCCCAAGAACUCUGCCUCGGCUCAAAUCCAAUCCAUACAAACCAUUUCCCACCAGCUCGGUUCGUACCCUCCUUCUGGGACAUGCCCCAUCUCUUCCCCUCCCAGCUUUCAUGUUCCUGCUCCCUGUUGGGAUCCUCAGCUUGCUUCCGAUCAGCAAUCUCCAAUGCACAGCUUAAAUUUUGGCCUGCAACCAUAUAUGGAUUCAGUCGGGGAUUUGCACUCUCUUCGUAACGAACCUCAGUUCUUGGGCAUGGAUGAGCAAUUGGAUACUGUGAACCCCAUGGGCAAUUACUACUACAAAGAUGCUGCCUUGGGUGGUGGGAUAACUGGUAGGACCAGCAGGAGAUCACAGAGCCUCUCGGAGUUACCUAUCAAGGCUUGCCAUUACUACAUCAAGGGGUUCUGCAAGCAUGGGGUGAACUGCAGGAACACUCACAGCCUGUCCUACCCGGAUGGAUGUACGCAGUUAUUUGGCCCCGGCAUGAAUGAAUUGCCAAAUGAAGAUGAUGGAUUCACACCUGGGUCACCUGAGAGGCUUGAAAUGGAGAUCAUAGAGCUCUUGAGGUCAAAGAGAGGGAGUCCUGUUUCUAUUGCCUCAUUGCCUAUGCUGUAUUAUGAGAAAUAUGGAAGAAAUCUUCAGGCUGAGGGGUACCUCACUGAGAGCCAGCGGCAUGGGAAGGCUGGUUUCAGCUUGACAAAGUUGCUUGCCUGCUUGAAGAACAGCAUCCGGUUCAUAGACAGACCACAUGGGCAACAUUCGGUAGUACUAGCAGAAGAUGCCCACAGAUAUAUGGAAUGCAGGAAUGAGAGAAGUGAUCUAGGUGCAACAGUUGCAAGUUCUCAUCAGAUAUAUCUUACAUUCCCAGCAGAGAGCACAUUCACUGAGGAAGAUGUUGCCAACUAUUUUAGAAUUUAUGGCCCAGUUCAUGAUGUGAGGAUUCCAAGCCAAGAAAAGCGAAUGUUUGGGUUUGUCAGCUUCCAUUAUGCACAGACUGUUAAUGAUAUUUUGAUGAAGCGGAAUCCCCAUUUUAUCUGUAAUUCUCGUGUCCUGGUAAAGCCAUAUAAGGAAAAAUCGAGGAUUAUUGAUAGAACCUAUAUGGAGAAAAUAAAACCUGCAAUGUAUUAUUCUUCUCAAUAUCUUGAAAUGGAUCCUAAGCUUCAUGCAGUUCCAAGAGAAUCUGAUAGCCCCAGGAUGCUUAAAAGCAAGUUAAUUGAGCAGGAAAUGAUAUUUGAACUUGAGAGAAAGCGUCUCUCUGAGUUGAACUUAGCAUCUAAGCCACUAUCUUAGCAACCAUAUUUCUGUUAUGACAUGGAAGGAUUUAAAGUUACAGAAGAUCCCUAUGAGUUCCCAUUGAUAGAUCAUUUUAGCUAUACCCUUGCUGCUCUUAAUAAUGUUUCGACAAGUGAUGACAAAGCUAGGCAAAGAAACGACAGUUACAGUGACCCGGAGAGUGGCCAAAUUGAGCUCCCAGAGAGUCCUUUUGCAUCUCCACCAGCAGGAAGCAGCAUUUCUGCAGUCAUAUAGAUAUCCAGAGAAGAAAAUAGAAGAAUAUAGAGAGAUUGCUCCAUUUCAUACUUCAGUUCAACACAUCAGUUUUCAAACCCUAAUCUCCCCAGAUCAGCGAGAUGUUAAUGAACUUUAUACCGAUAACCAAAAGAUCAGUUGCUUCUCCAUUUUAAUUUCAUGGGAGAAGGUUACAAAAGUGAUACAAGUACAUCGAAAGGGAAAAGGUGUACACUUAUUGUAGAUACUGGAGCAUGACUCCAUUGAUGGUCGUAGAAGAGAAAGGUGAUGUAUGACAGAUGCAAUUGCUAAUUGCAUUUUUGAAUUCAAGGUGUUCGGUUCAUUGUUCAGAGGCAGUUCUAGUUGACACUUUGAGCAGAAGGUGAUGUAUGACAGAUGCAAUUGCUAAUUGCAGCGGGUAUCUUAAGGAAGUUUGCAAAAAAUCAACAUAUUGAAAUAGAUCAUAUAGUAUCGGUGAUGUUUUUAGUGGCAACGGGUUUUUAUUUGAUACUAGUUUAAUCAUGGCUUAUAACAAAACAAAGGACCCAUUAUUGUGAAUAUAUUUCUUUUUAGUUA